CUAAUGAUUCCUAAUUAUUGUGUCCACAGUCAUGUUCAUGCAAAUUACAAUUCAUGCAAAUUAGUACAAAUGCUAGACAUGGUCAUGUAGCUCGGGCAGAAGACCAGGACUAAUACAACACCAAGGACAAUAUAUGGGUAUUAGUUUUGGAGAAGAUAGAAAAGCAAUAGAAGAAACCAGUAUACAGUCCCCUCUGAAAGUAGUGGAGUGACAAGGCCAAUUUGUUUUGUUUUUGCUAUACACUGAAGACAUCAAAACGAAUAUGAGACAACAGAUCAGAAUUUAAGCUUUCAUUUCCUGAUAUUUACACGUAAAUGUGUUAAACAACUUAAAACAUGGCACCUUUGAUGUCAGACCACCCAAUUAUUAGGUGAGCAAAAGUGUAGGAAGAAAUAGUCUUAAAAUAAAUUAAAGUAAAUAACAUUUAAUAUUUGGUUGCAUAUCCCUUGCUUGCCAUAACUGCAUCAAGCCGGCAACUCACUGACAUCACCAAACUUUUGGAUUCUUUUGUGAUGCUUUUCCAGGCUUGUACCACAACUACUCUCGGUUGUUGUUAGUUUUGGGGGGUUUCUACCAUCAGUCUCCUCUUCAGGAGGAGAAAUGAAUGCUCAAUUUUGUUAAGGUCUGAUGACUGACUUGACCAGUCUAAAUCCUUCCACUUUUUCCCCCUGAUGAAGUCUUUUAUUGUGUUGAAAGUGUGCUUCGGGUCAUUGUUUUGCUGCAUUAAGUUCUUCCCAAUUAGAUUGGAUGCAUUAUACUGUAAAAUGGCAGACAGAAUGUUUCUGAUAACUUCUGAAUUCAAUCUGCCGCUACCAUCAUGAGUUACAUCAUGAAUAAAGAUUAGCGAGUCCAUUCCAGAAACAGCCAUGCAAGCCCAAGCCAUGACGCUACCUCCACUGUGCUUGACCGAUGAGCUCAUAUGUUUUGGAUCAUGAGCAGAUCCUUUCUUUCUCCAAUUCUUUCUCCACAUUCCGAAUUGUUGUAUUGGCUAUGCCCAGUGCUUGUGCAAUGGCUCUGAACGUUGUUUAUGCAGCAUAUAGCAAAAACAAAAGAGUUGGCCUUGGCAUUCCAAUACUUUCAGAGAGGACUAUAUACCUAUACAGGGUUUUUUUUUAAUAUCUGUAUAUCUGUAUAGCUAUAAAGGGUCCUUUUAUAUGGUUGGCAAAUGCUAGAAAAGUUCAGGCCCUUCUCUCCCUCUCUGAUUACAGCCACGCCCUUGAGUACAGUUUAAGAUUGCAGUUGGACUGUGAUUGCAUUUCACUGUGAUACUAGUGCAAUGGACUGAUGUCUUCCACAUCAUCCCAUUGCUAUGCUUGCUCCACUGGCUUUCUGUAGCUGCUAGCAUCUGAUUGAAAAUACUUUUGGCCUACAAAGUCUAAAAGGUCCAGUGCCCACCUACCUUAAAGCACAUAACGUAUCCCGCCCUGUACUACGCUCCCUCGGAGCCUCUAGCUCUGCUUGAUUGGAUCCACCAUCUCUCAGGGUACAAGGAAGACAUAUAUCAUUACUCUGUUGUGACACCCAGGUGGAGGCAUGAACUUCCCCUACCUCCACCUAUCUCUUCACUACCACACUUGAAUUAGCACAUUUUUUUAUCUAUUAUUAAAAAAAACCCACCUUUUCUUGUUUAUUUUCUUUUCAUAAUGUACAAACCUUCCCUACAGGGUUUUUAACCUAAUGUAUUCUUACAUUAUUCUAACUAAUCUCAGACUAGCAGUUCUGUAAGUCGCUCUGGAUAAGGGCAUCGGUUAAAUGCCAUAAAUGUAAAUGUAUACGUAAAUGAAAAGCAGUGCAACAGGGAAUUAUAUUCACUUCUGUUGCAAAGUCAGCAUUCAAUUCUUAAAAAUGUAAUCCCCUGCUGAUUGCUUUUCACUGAAGAGAUUAAGUGAUGUAAGAGCAAUGUAACAAAGGUUUUGCUUUCCUAGUACCAUCUGUGUAUUGCAUUACACGUUUUUCCCGGUGUGAUUUUCUGUCUGGUACUGAAUCUUCUCCAUAAUCACUGUGUGUUUAGAGCUGACAUGCACUUCUCAGGUGCAGCUUCUGAUUCUGAUGCAACGGACCAAAUGCUUUUUGCACCGAGUUUACAUAGUGUAUAAGUCUGUCAUAACAAAUGUCAAUUGGGCACAUUCUGACAAUAUGUACUCAAACUGUCUUACCGUGUGACACAGCAUUUACGUUUGUGUUGUUACCUCACUGCAACUGCUUAAUCUUUAAUUUUUUGUGAUUAGUACUCUGCAGUUUGCAGUGUAUGUAGGAGAUACUUAAGCUGAGUUUUUUUCCCUUUAUGUUCCCAUUAGUCACAUAGAUCAACUCAGCCUUUAAACAGGAAAUGUUUUUAUUCUGCAAAAAGAGACCACUUCCUCAUCUACAUAUACUUGAGCACUAUAGAGAGCUACUGAGCUGACAGAGCAUUUAGCUCAGUAUAUCCUGAAAAAGUUUAGAAAUAUUACUGAACAAUGCAUUCUAUCAAAGUUGGAGACAACUGCACAAAAUACAGGCCAGCGAAUCUGCAGUCACAGCCAUCUUCCCCACAGUCUCGCUGCUCUUCUCCUUCAGUCUCCAGCAGCAAGCUCAUCUCUUCAUCCCAGAAACACAGCAAAAAAGCACUUAAACAGGCUCUGAAACAGCAGCAGCAGAGGAAUCAGCGCCGUCAAUGUGGGAUCCCCACAGCCUCCAGCCCACGACUUCUGAUUAAAACUGUUAAAAAUAUGACUGAUUCAGCAUCUUCCAAAACUGGCUGGGAGCUAAAACAGUCAGAACGUUGCCCUGCCAGUCCCCAGAACUCCACCUCUAGCUCCUCCUCCUCUGUCAAAGCAGACUCGUGCCACAACGUCGGUUCCAGGAAGAUGUCUCAACGUUCCAGUCGGCUCAACGCCCGCCAGUUGAGACGAACCAAGUGUGAGAUUGAUGUGGAGACGCCUGAUUCCAUCCUGGUAAACACUAAUCUACGGGCCUUAAUCAACAAACACACAUUUUCCAUGUUGCCCCCAGAGUGUCAGCAGAAACUUCUGAAGCUACUGCCAGAGAUUGACCAGCAGUCAUGUAUGGAUGGACUCCUGAGAGUAACUAGUUCGGCUUUGAACAACGAGUUUUUCACAUCAGCAGCACAGUCUUGGAAGGAGAGGCUAGCCGAAGGUGAAUUCACCCCAGAGUUAAGACUAAGGAUGCGGCAAGAGAUUGAGAAAGAGAAGAAAGUGGAGCAUUGGAAAGAGCACUUCUUUGAAAAUUUCUAUGGAGAGCAGUCUGGAUUAAGCCUUGAGGAAUCCAGAGAGCUGACAGAGACUGAAAACACUUCUACACCAGCUAAAGACUCACCCCAGCCUGGAAAAACAGAGUCUAGCACUGAAGCACAGAAGCCAAACCACACUGUUGAGGUCACUCACAAGGAGCUGAGAUCCAGAGAGGUGAAAACAUCAGUGCCUAUAAGCCAUCCUGAACCAGAGUCCUUCCAUGCUGAUCCAGUCACAGAAAGUCAUUCAGCUUCUGAUGAGGCAUCUUCAAACGCAAACGCAAAGACUGCAUCUGUGACACAGGAGGAAUCUACACCUACUGCAGAGAAAGUGGUGGAACCAUUAACAUUGAGUGUAGAUGAAAAGGUGCAAGAAAGCAAGACUAAUAGCCCAACAUCUCCUCAAGAACCUAGUUCUAAAGGAAAGGAUACCAUAGAGAGUGAGUCUAUAACGGUUGAGGGGGUUGGGUCACAAGCGUCUGAAGUUACCACUGAGUCACUGAAGCGGAAACUCUCCACUGAGCAAGAAGUAGCAGAGAAGAAACCUCGGGUUGCAGAAGGGUCGCCCCCACCCCCAACAGAAGGGUCACCGCCAACAACGGCUUCAGUAACUGCACAACAGAGAGUGCCACCUCUUAAAAUCCCUGUGUCACGAAUCCUGUCUGCCCCUGGAGCUCCAGGCCAAGUGUCUCCAAGGACUCCUCAUCCUUUGACACCACCCAGUAUCCGCCCAGGAUGCACCGGUGCACGCACUUUAGCUGACAUCAAAGCUAAAGCCAAACUAGCUCGGGAACAGCGUGCCGCGGCGGCUGCAGCAGCAGGUGCAACACGUAGAGGAUCCACUUCAGGACCUAGCUCAUCUGGAUGUACCUCCACACCCUCCCCAGUCCAGUCCUUGUCAGAAGAGUUUUCACCAGCAAGCAGUAGAAGCCAAUCUGCAUCUCCGGUAAAGAUUAGUGCCGUGUCUCCUGUCCCUGAGAGCCCAGGAGUUCUCUCGCAAACAUCUCCUUCCUCAGGUGCUACUGGGCAGAUGGACCCUAGUUUUGUUCAAAGCUCUAGCACAAACCAAUUUUUUUCAAAAGAAAACAAGUCCUUUCUGGGUUCCCAGAUCACUCAGCAUGCAUCAAAUCCUCAUUUGAAGGAGCAUUAUCUUCUCCUUUCUGUUGGUGGAAUGCAUAUAUCACCUUCAAAUGCGCUGGCAUACAACCAGAAAGCACAAGAGGCACCUUUGCCAGGGACCUCAGUGAUCAAAUCCAGCUCCUCAAUUCCUGCCAAUAAUCCGCUGGUCGCUCAGCUCCUUCAAGGUAAAGAAGUUCCCCUGGAGAAGAUUCUUCCAAAACCACCUUCCAAGAUAAAUGUGCAGCCUCCGACUGUUGUAGCACAAGAUAAAGGGAACCUGGCUGUUAGGACAUCAGGGAUAGGGAAGGAGAAACCUGUAGAUGCAGAGGACAUUAGCAGAUCUAGACUGCUGCAUUAUUCAGGCAGACCUGGGACCAGUGUGGACAAGGUUCUCCAUGUUCUAAGGCAGCAGAGCCGAAUCUCUCAGCCGUCCCAAUUUGACCCCUGUCUGCUUGGAUAUCCAGAGAGCUCUAAUGAACAACCAAGGUUCCAACUAGGCCUCACUGGACGAAAGAGGGUGUCCAAACCCGCCAUGACAGGACACUAUCUCCUAAAUAUCUCCACAUAUGGCAGAGGAUCUGAGAGCAGCAAACGACCUCAUCUGGCCAACCUAAAGAGAGAAAACGUGGAAGGAGAAGAGAAAGAAGGGGCAGAACUUAAAGAGGGCCGUCAUGCAUCUAUAAAAGGGCAUUCUAACCCUUCUGGGGUUAAAGUUGAACAGCAAGGAUUUCACAUUACAAGACCAGAUGAUGCACCAGGAUACCAGCAGUGUCCUCAAAUAAAGUUAGAGUCUCAGUCACUGAGUUGUUCGUCCAACAAAGAAGAAGGUGGCACUUCUACAAGAACCAAAGAAAUAUCUCCAAGAUUGCACCUUGACACCAGUAAACAGGGUAUCUCAGGGCCGCAUCAUUCGAGUGACUGUAAGCCACAAGUAACGUCCUUCCAGUCACAGAGGUCACAGGAUGGACAAGACACUAUGACGGGUACUUUCUAUGGUGGCACUAUCAGCAUGUCCAUGCCUCACUCAAUAAAUCAUAGCACCACUGACUCUGGUGCCUCUCCUAUGGUUACAUGCAGUAAUGAGAACACCAGCGAGGGGAUGAUGUCAUUUUCCGUGACUGUCACUGCCAUACCUGCUGGUCACCUUCUCGAUCAGGGUAAGGGUGAGACCUCACCUGAGCAGGCCUUCAUAGAAGCUUCUGGAAUGGAGGACGUCCAGUCGAAAUGCUACUGUCGGCUAAAGGCCAUGAUCAUGUGCAAGGGAUGCGGGGCCUUCUGUCAUGAUGACUGCAUUGGACCCUCCAAACUGUGUGUCUCCUGCUUGGUGGUACGAUAAUGGCGAUGAGGACCAAAGGUGAUCUUAAAGUUGAUAAUACUUAAACUAUCAAGUAAGUGUGAACAUGUUGAAGUGAAUGGUGAACUUCUCACUGUGUUGAUGUGUCCAUAGGAGUUUGGCUUUUAUGCUGUUGAUCUCUGGCUUUCCAGACAUUUAGUAUGUACAUGUACAUAAUUUGUGCAAUGUUAGAGUAAAACUUCCUCUCAGUUCAUUUACUGAAAACUGAGCACCUUGUUCUAGAUGCAAGACUUCUUGAAGAGUGGCAAUAUAUAAACGCUGGUCAUGUUCUGG
This is a messenger RNA of Pangasianodon hypophthalmus (striped catfish), 5975 nucleotides long. RefSeq names its product ASXL transcriptional regulator 2 (gene asxl2). Gene Ontology annotation, molecular function: chromatin binding; DNA binding; peroxisome proliferator activated receptor binding. Bases 2457 to 5684 code for a protein of 1075 amino acids. The transcript is spliced from 9 exons. Gene Ontology annotation, biological process: animal organ morphogenesis; positive regulation of transcription by RNA polymerase II. Lineage: Eukaryota; Metazoa; Chordata; Actinopteri; Siluriformes; Pangasiidae. Gene Ontology annotation, cellular component: PR-DUB complex. The record is from RefSeq and is a predicted model, not a curated record.